Messenger RNA from Nerophis ophidion (straightnose pipefish), 3281 nucleotides. RefSeq names its product oocyte zinc finger protein XlCOF22-like. NCBI's taxonomy places the organism in Eukaryota, Metazoa, Chordata, Actinopteri, Syngnathiformes, Syngnathidae. The record is from RefSeq and is a predicted model, not a curated record. Gene Ontology annotation, biological process: regulation of transcription by RNA polymerase II. The transcript is spliced from 3 exons. Bases 314 to 2287 code for a protein of 657 amino acids. Gene Ontology annotation, molecular function: DNA-binding transcription factor activity; RNA polymerase II cis-regulatory region sequence-specific DNA binding.
AACACGGCGAGCAUAAAGCAAGAUGGCGUCUGACGGGGAAGAUGUUAUUGCAGUCGUCAAAGUUAUAUGUUCUUAAUCUGUGCCUCCAUGUACAUAUAUAUGUCCUUUAUUAGACUAUAUUACAUAGAGUAAACAUCGUUAAUAACUCUUUGCAUCCGGUUAUAUUAGUCUGAGCGCACAUUGAUGCUUCUCGGGCUAGCUUAGCUUGCUAGUUAGCUUAGCUUGUUAGCUGCUAACAAAUAGACGCGGACGUUAUCAACACAUCGCUAAGUAGAGAUCAAAUGUGAGUAUAAAGUGUUGUGAUUGUGUGAAAAUGUGCGAAAGAACCAUAGCAAAGUACGAGGAGGAACUUUGUCCAACAAAAGAGGAGAAGGAGCGACAACAACAUAAACAUCAAGUUGUGUUACACAGAACAGACAUCCAUCAGCUGACUGAACACCAAGAAGAAUUUCUCCCUCAUCUGCAGGGGAACAGUUUCACUUUAGAGUAUCCACAGCCCUCACAUUUUAAAGGGGACAAGGAGUAUCCACAGCCUCCCUAUUUUAAAGAGGAAGAAGGGGGAGAGUGUCCUGUAGGGCAGGAGGAGGCUGAUCUCAGCAAGUUUCCACUGACUGUUGUCUCUGUGAAGACUGAAGAGCAUGAAGACAAACCACCUGAGUCCUCACAGCUUCAUCACAGUCCAAACGUUGAAAAAGAACCUCUACCCCAUGAGCAGGAAGAGGAACCACAGUCCCCCCACAUACACAAGGAAGAGGAGGUACCACAUUCCCAACACAUUAAAGAGGGAAGAGAGGAGCCACAUCCUCCCAACUUUAAAGAGGAACACGAGACGCCACAGACCCAUAGUGUUAAACUGACCCUUCAAAUUCAAGGGCAAGCAGAGGACCCACUCAUCUUACACAUCAAAAAAGAAGAGGAAGACCCACUGACCCCUCCCUUUAAAGAGCAAGAGAAACCACAGCCCUUUCACAUUAAAGAGGAAGAGGAGGACCCACUGACCCCAUACUUUAAAGAGGAAGAGGAAGGCCAAGAGCCAACGUACAUUAAAGAGGAAGAGGAGGAACACAGCAUCAGUCAGCCUAAAUGGUUGGAGGAGUUCCCAGUGACUGGUGUCCCUGUGAAGAGUGAAGGUGAUGAGGUCAAAGGUGAAAGUGAGGAGAGAGGAGGGGCGGAGCCUCCAAGCAGCAGCUCAACACAACACAUGACAACAGAAGCUGAUGGAGACCACUGUGGAGGAUCACAAGCAGACAAGCUCUUAGCUCCACUAUCAGAUAGUGAGGACACAACGUCACACUCUCCUGACACUGAUGAUGAAGACUCUAAAGAUGAUAAGACAUGUCACACUGACAACACUCACUUCACAUGUUCUCUCUGUCACAAAACCUUUAAAUACCAUAGUGACCUGAAAAGACAUAUUACAACACACACUGGAGAAAAAACUUUUUCUUGCUCAGUAUGUGGUAAAGGUUUUGUUUUAAGUACACAUUUGAAAGAACACAUAAGAACACACACCGGAGAAAAACCUUUUAUCUGUUCACUCUGCGGUAAAGGUUUUGCACAAAGUUCAAGUUUGGAAAAACACAGAAGAACACACACUGGAGAAAAACCUUUUAUAUGUUUAAUCUGUAGUAAAGGUUUUGUACAAAGUCACCAAUUGACAGUACACAUGAGAACACACACUGGUGAAAAACCUUUUGUCUGUUCAACCUGUGGUAAAGGUUUUACACAAAGUCAACAUUUGAAAGUACACACAAGAACACACACUGCUGAAAAAACUUUUUCUUGUUCAACCUGUGGUAAAGGUUUUACGCAAAGUCGAUGGUUGAAAGUACACACAAUAACACACUCUGGUGAAAAACCUUUUUCCUGUUCAAUCUGUGGUAAAGGUUUUACAGAAAGUCGACAUUUGAAAAGACACAAAAGAUUACACACUGGUGAAAAAUCACAUUCCUGUUCAAUAUGUAACCGAAGCUUUUGUGAGCGAUCAAACCUUGUAGCACACAUGAGAACACACACUGGAGAGAAAUCACAUUCCUGUUCAAUCUGCAACCGAAGCUUUUGUGAACGAUCAAAACUUGUAAGACACAUGAGAACACACACUGGAGAGAAAUCCCAUUCCUGUUCAAUCUGCAACAGAAGCUUUUCUGAACGAUCAAACCUUGUAGUACACAUGAGAACACACCCAGGAGAGAAAGUGUUGAGUUGUGGUGUGUGUGGUGAAAGAUUCUCUAAUAAGAAGCAGUGUAAGAAACACAAGUGUGCUGGUGAGAACAGCAGCAGCAAAUGAAACUGCAGGAUUUGAAAUAAACUGUCAAGACUUUCAUUUUGACUUUCUAACAACAUCAGCACAUAUAACAUGUGUGACAUUGUUGUUUGUGUAACAAUCUUUUUAAUAUGCCUCGACAUUUAUAGAUUAUAUAUUUUAUAUUAGUGAUUUUUUCAGUCAAGCACAUGCAUUAAUAUGCAACAUUGUGCACUUUUAUUAUAAAAUGGAGAGAACAAUUUGAGUAAAAAGGUGAGAGUAAACAGUACGAGUCUUAUUUUACAUGCAAUGAACAUUUUGUGUGGAUGUACACACACACACACACACACACAUAUAUAUAUAUAUAUAUAUAUAUAUAUAUAUAUAUACACACAUAUAUAUAUAUAUAUAUAUAUAUAUAUAUAUAUAUAUAUAUAUAUAUAUAUAUAUAUCAAUACUACAAGAAGCAUAUUAUUAUUUACUUUAUACAUCAUUUAAACAGUUGUCUUUUAUACAAUUUUAAAAUGUAUGUCUUUUUUAAUCAUUUGUUGGGUCUCUAUAAUCUAUUUCAUUCCUUAUCGUUAUUACUCUGUAUUAUGAUGAUUUUUUGGUGAUUAUUUUAUAUGUAUGUCCCCAGACCUUUAUGCAGUAUAAAAGUGGGAGAAAAUGGCAGACUUUUUUUGUGAAAGGAUGGUUUUGUUUUUACAAACUUACAUUUGUGGAUAUAUCAAAUAAAUCCAGUAUUGUGUUUUCAACAUUUUUUAAUGUUUUUUUUUUCUUUUUUAACAUCCCCAAAACAACAUCAAUAUCAGUCAAAGUUUAAAGUGUCAGGAAAAAGCCAAUAUUGUACAUCAUCCCACAGAGAUUUACUUUGCAUGUAUUCUUAAAAUAAACUGUUUAUUGUGUUUCCCUAUCACAGAACGAACAAGUGUUGUAUCCAAUUGCAAAACAACAUCCAAAAUAUUACUUUAAGUGGUCAAUUCCAUCUUUUUUUUUCUUAAAUUAACUCUUUUGCCUUAGAAAGAAUGGAAACUUUUAA